GACGUGACUUUGACAGGUUGAUCUCUAUAUUUCAUUAAACGUUACAAAAAUGGAUGGAAGUGAAAAUUUUUCCGAAAACAUAGUUGAAAAUGUUCGUGUUUUCAUCAGAGUCCGACCGCCGAGAGAAGAAGAAAAAACGCUAGUGAACAAAAAUUCGGUAAUAGCAGACAACAAUACAAUCACUAUAAAUAAACAUGGAGUCGUAAAAACGUUCACGUUCUGCAAAGUCUUCAAUGCGAGUAGUAGUCAAUUAGAACUUUAUAGACACGUAUCAGUUCCUAUAGUUGAGCAGGUUCUCAAAGGUUACAACGGAACGAUAUUUGCUUAUGGACAAUCCGGUACUGGAAAAACGUACACAAUGAUCGGUGAAAUAGCCAAUAACGAUCGAAAAGGAAUCAUACCUAAUAUAUUUUCACACAUUUUCGCCCAAAUAAGUUUAGCAAACAACGAAUACUCCUACGCAGUUACUGUUACUUAUUUGGAAAUAUAUAACGAAGAAAUAAGAGAUUUGCUGUCAGAAUACCCGGAAAGAAAGCUAGUAUUAAGAGAAAAACCCGGAUUGGGGGUUUAUAUCAAAGAUCUUUUGGGUUUCACUGUAAAUUCUCUCGAAGGAGUUACCGAAAUUCUUAAAAAGGGUAACAAAAACAGAGCUACGAGUUUUACGCAGUUGAAUGAUACCAGUUCGAGAUCCCACGCGAUUUUCACGGUCUUAAUUGAAACGAAGAACAAUUUAACUAAUAAAACCACAUUUGGAAAACUCAAUUUGGUCGAUUUGGCUGGAUCUGAAAGGGUCCACAAAAGUUUAGCGACAGGGGAUCGGUUGAGAGAAGCGGGUAAAAUUAAUUUAUCGCUAUCUGUUCUUGGGAAUGUAAUUUCAGCUCUAGUAGAUGGUAAAGCAACCCAUAUCCCUUAUAGAAAUUCGAAACUGACCAGAUUACUCCAAGAUUCCUUGGGUGGUAAUUCGCUGACAGCAAUGAUAGCGAUGGUCAGCCCCAGAGUUCAAGAUUGCGAAGAAAACAUGUAUACACUAAUGUAUGCAGACAGAGUUAAACACAUUCAAAAUCACGUUACCAUCAACGUCGAAGCUAAGGGCGUUAUUGAAAGAUUCGAAACUAAAAUAGCGGAGCUAAGACAGCAAUUAGCAAUCGUAGAAGCUAGGGAACAAAGAUUAGAAAGAAGAGUGAGGAAAAGAAGUAGAACGAGCUUGAGUCAAGACGAAUUAGAUGAAAUAGAGAUAGAAAAAAAUAACUUACAAAAUAAAAUAGAUAUGAUUCAAAGAAAAAUAUUGAUAGGGGGCGAGAAUAUAAUUGAAAAGGCGCAACAGCAAAUGGAGAUGUUGGAAAAUACAGCUAAGGAAUUGCAGCAUUUAGAUAAUUCUCAUCUUUUAUUGAAAGAAAUACUUUACUAUAAAGAGAAAGAGAAAACGCUAGUGAAGAAAGAAUAUUCCGAUCUUCAAGAAGAAGAUAAAGAAUUGGAUGCUAAAAUAGAAGAAACCGAAAAACUUGUAAAGAAAGCUUCCGAGAUUUUACUAACCAAAGAAAGUGAAUACCAAAAUGAAAUUUGUACAUUACUACACACCAAUAAAUCGCUAGCUAAAGAAUUGUCAUUAAUACAAUUAGUUAUCAAAGAAAGUAUACCGAAGGUUUAUCUUGAUAGUUUAAUAAACGGCAUAGAUUGGGAUGACGAAUCUCAAGAAUAUCAAGUUAAAGCUGUUGCUUAUUGCGGAAAUAAUUUGAGGAAACUCAGAAGUCGGAGCGACAUACCAAAGAUUGAUUCCAGUAAAGUAUAUUUGCAAUAUACAAAAAAUAAAUCAAAUUCUAUGAAUAAAACACUAUAAUUAGUUAAUUAUUCGUAAUCUGUUUGAUGAGAAUAUUGAAAUUUUGAAAUAAAAU
Diorhabda carinulata is the source of this 1892-nucleotide messenger RNA. Its product is annotated as kinesin-like protein KIF3A. Gene Ontology annotation, biological process: microtubule-based movement. Lineage: Eukaryota; Metazoa; Arthropoda; Insecta; Coleoptera; Chrysomelidae. The coding region runs from base 50 to 1837 and encodes 595 amino acids. Gene Ontology annotation, molecular function: microtubule binding; microtubule motor activity; ATP binding. The record is from RefSeq and is a predicted model, not a curated record. The transcript is spliced from 2 exons.